AUGACUACUGUCCGAGUUCUUCUUGCAGUUGCCCUGGUCAUCUCCCUGCUCGCCCUUGGCCAUCCCCUUGCUCAUGCCCGCCAUGUGAAGGACCUGUCGUCCAUGCCAACCGGUGAUUCCUCGUCUGAAAAGAAAGGAUUACAGCAAGGGAGUAACAUGAAGCUCGAUGCCGGGAAGACGAAGAAAGUUGAAAACGUCGGAGUGGAGGAGACACCUAAGGGAUCUGCUGAACCAAGCUUCGGCAACCGGGGGAGCCUUGGUGCUGAGUCUGAUAAGGUGGCCGUGUUUGCUCGCCGUGGAGAACCACCCAAGCCUCACCCGAAAAAACACAACUAA
Messenger RNA from Triticum turgidum subsp. durum (durum wheat), 336 nucleotides. The record is from the annotation of a GenBank genome assembly. NCBI's taxonomy places the organism in Eukaryota, Viridiplantae, Streptophyta, Magnoliopsida, Poales, Poaceae.